AGUAGGGUCGCUGCUCCUCCACGCUCCUGCGGCCAGUGACAGAAACUUGAUCUCUUGGAGGUGAACUAGAGGUAGAAAGAAAUGGAAAAAAAUAACAGGAGAUAAAUUUGGGAGAUAGUAUGAUAGCGAUGACAUGAUUUUACCACAAGAACAGGAAGCGUUUACUAAAUAAUUGUGGGAAAAAAAGACAAAUGCAAAACUUAAUUCCGACUUUAUGUUUUCGUAAUAUUCCUUAACCGAGAAAAAGAAAAUAUACGUGUUCGUAUCAAUUAACUGACACGUACAUUUCCGAGGCUUAUGUAUAAAUAAAGUUUACUCAAGAUCUACAAGUGAACGAAAGAAAGAAAGAAAGAAAAGAAAAGAAAAAAACUAAUUAAUUCGCAGAGAUUUCUCGCACGUGGAAACGCCAAAAACACACAUCGUCGAUCCCAAGAAGAAUAUAUAAAUGCCUGCUGACUGGGCCUCCUGCAGAUUCAGAUAUCAUCUUGAAGAGAAGGAAGUGCGAUAAUCUUAUUUGGUAUCAAGAAGAUGAGGAAGGUAGAAUAAUUCGCAUUACGUAUCUCCAAGAACAUUAGGAAGUCAACAAUGCUAACAGUCGUACAAACACCCUCACUAUGAACCUCCCUUGGGACAGAAAAUGCUCGACAGUGACGAUCGACAACAGAUGUUCCUCUCGUUUCAACACCGGGCUGGCUACUGGCUUCGCGUUGCACGGGCUGUGAAUCAGUGCAAGCAAGGCUUCCCGACCCCCCUGUGAAGCCCUCCCCCAUGGACGCCUCCACCUACAGCGAGCUCGGACACAAGGGCAUCAGGAUGGCGAGUUAUCUGGACCCCUUCGUGAACUCCUCCGAUUCUCUGCGAGAUUCCUUCUCCGGACUCGAGAUCCCCUUCGACGAUGCCCUUGACCAGAACUAUUCCUCCUCCUCCUCUUCCUUCUCUUCCUCCUAUUCCCCCUCGUCUUCUUUCCCUUCCUCCUCGUCUUCGUCCUCUUCCUCCCCUCAUUUCGCGGCAAACUUGUCCCGCGUGGCUGAGGAGGAAGAGAGCCACGGAAACCAGUCUCUGCCGAUCGACAUGAGGUUCAACGACGGCCACAUCCUCCUCAUCUCCUGCUACUCCGGGAUCUUCAUUGUCAGUCUCGUGGGGAACCUGUGCGUCCUCAAGGCCAUCCUGGGGGGAGGAAGGAAGCAGAGGAAAUCGCGGGUCAACCUCAUGCUCCUCCACCUGGCGAUUGCCGACCUCAUUGUAACGACCAUCAUGAUUCCCGUAGAAGUAGGGUGGUCGGCUACAGUUCAAUGGAUGGCUGGGGACACUUUCUGCAGAGUGUUUGCCUUCUUCAGGAUAUUUGGCCACUAUCUCUCAUCUUUCAUCCUCGUGUGUAUAUCUAUUGACAGGUAUUUCGCAGUCGUUUAUCCACUGAGUCUUAACGCGGCGGACCGUCGUGGGAAAAUCAUGCUCACAUUUGCAUGGUUUCUUGCCUUCACUUGCUCCCUGCCUCAGGUGGUAAUCUUUCACGUGGAAAAGCACCCGGAUUUCACCUUCUACGUGCAGUGCGUUACCUUCAACUUCUAUCCAUCAAGUCAUCACGAAAUGGUGUACCACAUUUUCUGUCUGGUGAUGCUGUAUGUAGCACCGCUAUCCAUCAUCAUCAUCUCUUAUGGUGCCAUUGUCAUCACCAUUUUCCAGAAGAGCAGGCUGUCAGACGGUAAUGUAUAUUGGAGGAUCUCCGUUAUGUCUGUGUCUUCCUAUAAAGUGCGGAGUUUGAUGGCAGCGCCUAGGGCCCGAAGAGGCGGCGGCGCGUCGGGGGCAGCAGGUCGUGGUGUCGUGGAUGGCGAAACGGCUUCCGGCCAAACUGCUGCACAUGUGAAGCUUGUACGAGGCAAACCUCACGAUGUCUCUGACGUGCUGCUUCCAAGAGAGCUUUUCGUCGAUGGUGACGCCGAGCAGCUUAUUGUAAUAGACUACGUCGAGGUAAUGGUUCUCCAGCGUAAGGAUGUUAGAGAAAAGUUGGAGCAAGUGAGCGGGCUGGCAGAGUCGUACCCGAACUCUCCCAAGGGUAAAAUGCCACUCUCCUCUCGCAGUAAAUACUCAAAGGCGGAAUUCCCAACUUCCUUGGUACAUCUGACCUCACUUGCGAUUCUGAAGACAAGAUGCACCUUUGAUGUUUAUAUUUUCGUAGUUUUGAUGCAGUAUACGGCCAUCCGUCGCUCCAGCCUCGGGUACUUGGGGAGAGCUAGAGCACGCACUAUCAAAAUGACGAUCAGUAUUGUGCUGGCUUUCUUCGUCUGCUGGACACCAUACGUCGUCAUCAGUCUGUGGUUCUGCUUUGACAGGUCUGCCGCGGAGCUGUUAGACGUGAAGGUUCAAAAGGGAUUGUUUUUCUUCGCGUGCACCAACUCCUGUGUCAACCCUAUUGUCUACGGCAUCUUCAACUUCUGCAAGAAAAAACAGCCAAUACAAACGCAGACGUGGCGCUCGACGACCCUCAACACGCAGAUCAACUCCCGGGGGUUCGAAUGCCGAAGCUUCAAGUCGAGUCGAGUGUACUGGGGGCGACGCGAACAGGAGUCGACGGCUACGAACUCUGAGGCGACGGAUCACACGGCCGAGCUCUUGCUGCCGAGGACGCUCAACUCCUCCUUCCGGGCCAGGUCUCACUCUGGCUCGGAAUCCGCCACGUCAAUCCACCUUCAAACACUCGGCUCCACAUCCAGUAUGUCUCGCAGGCAGAUCGCUGAACGUAACAACAGCGGGAGUUCGCCAUUAACAACACAGUACAGGAACGGCUCCUAUUACUCUGCUCCAAGCAAAUCGAGAUGUCACGAAGAAAACGGGAAUCCUGUCUAAGGAGGAUCUUCUCGUUUUCUGCAAUGAGUAAAAUUUCCCGUUCUCUUUUAUUUAGUUCUUUUUUUUUAUGGAAGGGGACACUGCUAUAAAGUAUUUGCUGGGGAAGAGGUUGAUGAGUGAAGGAUAUUUAAGAUAUUGUAGAUAUUGUGAAAGGUUAUGGAUCUCAUCGGAAAAUUAUAUUUAUCCAAAAGUGAAUGGAAAUGGAAAUAAACAUGAACGAAGAAUGUGUGGAGAAAUACAGUGAAUUUAGUGCACCGAUAUGAACGUGUUAUCUGUGUUGGUGAAUAAUAUGAAUAGAGAUAAAGAAACUAUUAAGAUAAAGAAAGUACUAAGACAGAAUAUUGUGUAAAUAGUGAGGAUGAAAAGAGAUAAAACACUUAGUGCAAUAGAUAACCGCGAAAAGGACAAUGGAAAAGACAACACUAUUUUAUGAUUGAAAAUAAAGAAACAAAGUAAUAUUUAAAACAAAUAAAACAAGUCGUUCAUUAAAACUGCAAUACGUGACUCAGUGCGUGAACAAAACACUAUAUAUAUUCAAAACUGUUCAAAGUGGUUUAUGAUGUUGACCUAAACAUAUCAAUUUUCAGUAGAGACAUUACCGCCAAGGGUAUAUACGUGACUCUUAGAAGUGAAAUAACAUACACUAUUUUUUUCUUUUUUUUAAGAAACAUUUUUAGAGUGAUAUGAAAAUCUGUCUCUCUCUCUCUAUAUAUAUAUAUAUAUAUUAAUCCUCACUCUUCAAAACCAGAUGGCUUCGCACGUAAAAUCUACCGUGAAUGUUUGUCAGCUUUUGUCUUUAAAAAUGUUUCAUUGUAUGGCUUUUUUC
Molecule: messenger RNA, 3670 nt
Organism: Penaeus indicus
Lineage: Eukaryota; Metazoa; Arthropoda; Malacostraca; Decapoda; Penaeidae
Product: adipokinetic hormone/corazonin-related peptide receptor variant I-like
Exons: 16
Coding region: 769-2844 (691 amino acids)
Biological process (GO): cellular response to hormone stimulus; G protein-coupled receptor signaling pathway
Cellular component (GO): plasma membrane
Molecular function (GO): adipokinetic hormone receptor activity; G protein-coupled receptor activity; peptide binding
Source: RefSeq, a predicted model, not a curated record